CAAAAUAAAUAAGUAAAUAAAUGAACAAACCCAAUCAGCGGUGAGGAGAGGAGGAGGAAGGACUGGUCAGCUCACACUCAACCUUCCGAAAUAGCUACCUGCAGAAAUGGAAAACACAAAAAAGACCCAAUCUUUCCUUCUUCUUCUUCUCUUUAAAAAGCUUCCAUUUUUAUCCAUACUCUGCUCUCUUCACCUCAUUCUCCUCUCACCCUCUCUUUCAGCAGCUUCCACUCCCAAGCUCCACCCACCGGAAGUGACAGCGUUGGAGGAGAUCGCUAAGAAAUUGGGGAAGACGGACUGGGAUUUCGGGAAGGAUCCCUGCAAUGGGAGUGAGACCUGGAGUCCGGCGAUUCUGAGAAAGAGCUUUGAAACCACCGUCACCUGCGACUGCUCUGCCGGUAACGGCACCGUCUGCCACGUCACUGCCAUAUCUCUCAAGUCUCAAAACUAUACAGGAAGUCUUCCUCCUGAAUUUGCAAAGUUCCAACACCUCAAAAGCUUGGAUCUCAGUCGUAAUUAUCUGAAUGGAACGGUUCCGCAACAGUGGGCAUCAAUGCAAUUGCUUGACCUUUCUCUUAUGGGGAACCGUUUAUCGGGCCCAUUUCCAAAAGUUCUCACCAAAAUCACUACUCUCAGGAACCUGAGCAUAGAAGGAAAUAACUUCUCUGGAUCCAUUCCUUCUGAAAUUGGGAACUUGGUUCAUCUUGAGAAGCUAGUACUGUCAUCAAAUGCUUUUACAGGAAAUUUACCUUCUACACUUGGCAUGCUGAAGAACUUAACUGAUGUGAGGAUAAGUGACAAUAACUUUAAUGGGCAGAUACCCAAUUUCAUCAGUAGCUGGACAAAAAUUGAGAAACUGCACAUUCAAGGUUGUUCACUUCAGGGCCCUAUACCUUCAGCGAUUUCCAACUUAACAGCUUUAAGUGAUCUGAGGAUCAGUGAUUUGAAAGGGGGACGGUCCAGUUUCCCUCAACUAAAACCAUGGGUAUCCUUGAAGAUACUGAUAUUGAGGAGCUGUCUAAUAGAUGGACCAAUCCCAGAAUAUCUUGGGAAUGUGAGGAAAUUAAAAAAUUUGGACCUAAGUUUUAACAAUUUGAGCGGUGAGAUUCCAACUUCUUUUGUUCAUCUAGCAAAAGCGGAUUUCAUCUAUUUGACAGGAAACAAGCUUACUGGAGAUGUACCGGAGUGGAUUUUAACCUCAAACAAGAAUGUAGAUAUUUCUUACAACAAGUUUUCAAUUCAAAGCUCAGUACCAAUGGAAUGUCCUAGUGGAAAUGUUAACUUUCUUGAAAGCUUUUCCUCGUACGGAAACUUUACCAGAGUUCAUCCAUGCCUCAAGCAAAACUUUCCUUGCUCUGGCCCAUCCUCGCGGAUGAAUUAUGCCUUGUACAUUAAUUGUGGAGGAAAAGAAACAGUUAUAGGCAAUGGAACAAUGUAUGAUGCUGACGUAGAAGCCCGAGGUGCUUCAAUGUUCUCUUCAAGACCAAAUUGGGCAUUUAGCAGCACAGGAAACUUCAUGGACAAUGAUAAGGAUGCUGAUUCCUAUAUUUAUACCAAUACCUCUCCUUUACAUAAUGUGUCCAGUGUUGAUUCUGAGCUUUAUAAGACUGCACGUGUGUCACCUCUCUCUCUCACUUACUAUGGAUUGUGUAUGAUAAAUGGAAACUACACAGUUAAACUUCAUUUUGCGGAGAUUAUAUUUACAAAUGAUAGUUCUUUCAACAGCCUCGGCAAGCGUAUAUUUGAUGUCUACUUGCAGGAAAAGCUGGUGUUGAAGGAUUUUAACAUUGAGAAUGAGGCAGGAGGACCUGGUAAACCCAUAGUAAAGACUUUCACUGUAGCCAUAAAAAAUGAAACGCUGAAGGUCCAUUUUUACUGGGCUGGGAAAGGAACAACGGGAAUACCUGAAAGAGGAUUUUAUGGCCCUUCAGUUGCUGCAAUAUCAGUUGACCCCAAUUUCACGCCCCCAAAAAUCGAUGAUGAUAAAAACAUUCCUGUUGGUGAAUUAGUUGGAAUUAUAGUUGGAGCUGUGAGCUUUACAUUUCUGGUCUUAGGCUUCGCCUAUACAGUGCUCUCUAAGCAAAGAAAAGUAUCUGAAGAGAGAGAUCUUAAAGGCUUGGAUCUACAAGCAGGAAUUUUUACCUUACGACAGAUCCAAGCUGCAACAAAGAACUUUGAUGCCGAAAACAAGAUAGGGGAGGGUGGUUUUGGUUCAGUUUACAAGGGACAAUUAUCAGAUGGAACGACAGUUGCUGUGAAGAAAUUAUCGUCAAAGUCAAAACAAGGAACUAGUGAAUUUCUGAAUGAAAUAGGCAUGAUAUCAGCACUGCAACAUCCAAAUCUUGUUAAGCUAUAUGGGUGCUGUGUUGAAGGCAACCAACUAAUGCUAAUCUAUGAGUACAUGGAAAACAAUUGUGUGUCCCGAGCUCUAUUUGGCAAGGAUAUAACAUACAAGAUUAAAUUAGACUGGCCUACAAGGAAAAAAAUUUGUUUGGGAAUUGCUAGAGGUUUGGCAUACCUUCAUGAAGGAUCAAGCUUGAAGAUAGUUCAUCGAGAUAUCAAGACCAGCAACAUUUUGCUUGACAAGGACCUGAAUGUUAAAAUAUCCGACUUUGGCCUCGCGAAACUUCAUGAGGACGAAAACACUCACAUUAGCACCCGGAUUGCAGGGACCAUAGGUUAUAUGGCUCCUGAGUACGCAAUGCGUGGCUGUCUAACUAGCAAAGCAGAUGUCUACAGCUUUGGGGUUGUCGCUCUUGAAAUCGUCAGUGGAAAAAGCAAUACCAACUACAGGCCAAAGGAAGAAUAUGUUUAUCUUCUGGACUGGGCCUAUGUUUUGCAAGAGAGGGGAAAUGUACUUGAGCUAGUCGAUCCAGAGUUGGGGUCUGAGUACUCAGCCGAAGAGGCUAUGGUAAUGCUAAACAUUGCGCUCUUGUGUACUAAUGCAUCCCCAACUCUCAGACCAACAAUGACUCAAGUGGUGAGCAUGCUGCAAGGACACACCCUUGUUCAAGACAUAAUCUCAGACCCAGGUUUCUCCUCCAUUGAACUGCAACUUAGAUCAAUGAGGAGGCACUUUUGGGAGAGCCCAAGCGUCGCCACAAAUGGCACGACCAUCGGUUCCAAUCUGUCAUAUGUGGAAAAGGAAGACACAGAAACAGUUGCACUUGUAACAAAGAUGUCAGAUUUAUGAAACAUAACUACACUAAUCAAUACGUAGUAUUUGUUAAUGACUAUGUAUGUAUGUAGGCAUAGCUCUUUUGACUAUAUAUAGUCAUCCUGAACUGAGUAGGAACUCCAUGGUAAAACUCAAGUAUUGAUCAAAAGCUUCAUUUGACGUAGCGUUUGUCAACUUCAUAAUUAGGAUCAAAAGUGAAAUUAUUAGUAGUAUGAUGAAGUGGUACUCCCUGCUUUUCUAUUAUUACCCGUCCCAAAAUUAAGUUCCACUUUUCCUUUUCGGAUGUCUCAAAAUAAAAUUCUUC
Molecule: messenger RNA, 3482 nt
Organism: Cuscuta epithymum
Lineage: Eukaryota; Viridiplantae; Streptophyta; Magnoliopsida; Solanales; Convolvulaceae
Source: the annotation of a GenBank genome assembly